This is a messenger RNA of Pochonia chlamydosporia 170, 1314 nucleotides long. Its product is annotated as postreplication repair protein uvsH/nuvA. Gene Ontology annotation, biological process: DNA damage tolerance; protein monoubiquitination. Bases 1 to 1314 code for a protein of 437 amino acids. The transcript has 2 exons. Gene Ontology annotation, cellular component: Rad6-Rad18 complex; nucleus. Lineage: Eukaryota; Fungi; Ascomycota; Sordariomycetes; Hypocreales; Clavicipitaceae. Gene Ontology annotation, molecular function: ubiquitin protein ligase activity; single-stranded DNA binding. The record is from RefSeq and is a predicted model, not a curated record.
AUGGCUGUGGACGAUGUUCCUGACUCGACAGACUGGCUUGCCACACCCCUCGCCUGCCUGGCCGCGGUUGAGGCAUCGAUGCGCUGUCAAGUCUGCAAGGACUUUUACAAGACGCCAAUGAUUACGACAUGUUCUCAUACUUUCUGUUCUCUUUGCAUACGACGGGCCUUGUCUAAUGAUGGCAAAUGUCCCUUGUGUCGAGCUCCUGAGCAGGAGCUGAAACUGCGAAGUAAUUGGGCCUUGGAGGAGUCGGUAGAAGCCUUUUCAACAGCACGGCAAGCGGCACUGGAUGUAGCCCGUAGCGAGUUGCAAACGGUGCAGCCCAAGAAACGAAAAAGCGACAACGGUAGAACGACCGAUUCCGCUGUUUCGCCAACGUCCAAGCGCGUCCGAAUGUCUACACGACUGGCUAGCAAUGGAACUAGAAGCGCGAGCCAUAUGUCUCCAGAGCGAGGCUUUGGGCGAGUUAUUAUUCCGGCAUCCGAUGAAGACGAGGGCAGCAAUAAUGAUGACGAUGGCGACUCUGACUAUAGCCCAGCAAAUGCCGACAGCUUUGUGCCGUGCCCAUCCUGCGAAAUGAAAAUGAAGGCCUGGCAAGUUUUCCAACACUUAGAAGCGUGCUCAGGGCCAACGCCGGAGUCAAUGACCAGCGAAACCCUAUCUACCGGACGGGAAUUGGAGGCAAAGCAGCUGCGGCAGAAGACGACGCCAGACCGACUACCCGCGCUGAACUAUUCGAUGUUGAAGGAGCCAGCCCUGCGAAAAAAACUGGCAGAACUAGGAAUACCAAAUCAAGGGCCAAGGCUGACACUGGAAAAGCGCCAUAAAGAGUGGAUUACGAUCUGGAAUGCUAAUUGUGAUUCUGCUCAACCUCGAAAGCGGUCGCAACUUUUGCAGGACCUAGACGUCUGGGAGAGGACACAGGGGCAUAGAGCUAUUGCUGCCACCAAGGGAACCAUCUCUGCAGUCACGAUAAAGGACAAGAAUUUCGAUGGUGCUGCGUGGGCUGCGAAGCAUGAUUCGUCUUUCAAAGAUCUAAUUGCAAAUGCGCGGAACAGCAGACUACGAGCCAAAGAAUCUCCUAGAGAUAUAACCGAUGAUGCAGAACGAAGAAUAAGUAGUUGCGUCACCAACGACUUACAUGACAGCCGGACUAACUACGAGGGAAUUAGUGGAUUAACAGCAGAAACACGGCAGACUGAUGCAGCGAUUUUAGAUGGUGCGUCAUCGCAGUUUGACACUGAAAUGAGCGAAGUUCAGACUGAGCCCUCGCCGAUACCAGCGAUGAGAAGCAUCGCCGAACCUGAGCCCUAA